Messenger RNA from Cladophialophora immunda, 2420 nucleotides. RefSeq lists its product as uncharacterized. The record is from RefSeq and is a predicted model, not a curated record. Gene Ontology annotation, biological process: mitotic sister chromatid segregation; protein localization to mitotic spindle pole body; microtubule anchoring at mitotic spindle pole body. NCBI's taxonomy places the organism in Eukaryota, Fungi, Ascomycota, Eurotiomycetes, Chaetothyriales, Herpotrichiellaceae. Gene Ontology annotation, cellular component: mitotic spindle; microtubule organizing center; MWP complex. The coding region runs from base 92 to 1993 and encodes 633 amino acids. The transcript has 2 exons.
CCGCUAUCAUCGCCCAUCCCGAUCCUACCCCACUGAACGAUGGCUUGAACGCACAACAGACAGGACGUACAUCUGGCUCAAACAAGGAGCCAUGGUGAACACAAAGCAACCGCCUUGGGAAGGCGUGAUGGAUGCGUUGGGUGGAAACACGCUGCAGCGUCCGGUCCUGUCGCCGGACGGCAAAUCGUUGGCAGUUAUAGCCCCGGAUGAACGAAUACACCUCAUCGACCUUUGCGAAGCCGCCAAAGGACGGAGGUUCAUCAACGGGCUUAAGAUUCCGAAAUCGGCACGUGCUUUCCUUCGAACCUGCACCAUCCUCCGCUGGUCCCCAGAGACCAUGAUAAGCCCUGAACGGGAGGCUGCCGAAGAAGUCUUGUCCGCCACAUCGUCUGAGUGCGACUUUGGACAAUCCUGGCUACUUCUAUCAGACAGCAAACGUCUGAUUGCACUAAGCACAGAUAUCAGAACGCCCAAGAUGAUGUCGCAGGUGGAUGACGAGACAGGCGUGAAGUCCAACAUCCUUGCUGAUUACGACGUCGGGGGCCAGCUGGGGAAACUCAGCCUUGUCGAGUUUGUCUUCAACCAUAGACACGCGCUGGUCAUGUUUGAGUUUGGCUCAGUCGCAGCUAUACUCUCUUUGACCAGGCCUCAGCGAAACGAUAUCGCCCACAUCAAGUUUUCAGACGCUAGAAGUCUUGCGAAAUCUCCAGAUUCCAAAUAUUUUGCCUUGCUCCGCCGCGACAAAGCCCAAGACCGAGUGACGGUAUUUGAACUGGGGGACAACAAUCAGGUGACAUACAAGUCCUUUGAUUGCAAUACCUCAGAUGCCCAGGAUGUGACGUGGUGCCCGACCGGCCAGCCACUGCUGGCCGUAUGGGACUCGCCCGCGCAUGGCGUCAAAGUCUCAUUUAUGACGGCACAAGGCCAUACACUCAGACAAUUGGAAAUCAAAUCUUCGGCAUUUCAAUGGGAUCUCAACCUUGCAAUCGCCGACGAAGCAGAGGGCGUGGGUCUUACCUUCUGGAGUUGGACCAGGGCAAAUCGAUACAACAACGCUCUGACACUCCAAGCACUGGCCAAUGGACAGAAGCAGGUGCUUGUGAGGUACCAGUCCACCAACAGCACGGGUGCUCGCGCCCGGACGAGACUCAUCCAUCCAGAUCUGGUUGAUGGUGCCACGACAUUUGUGUGGCUGGAGUCUAGCAAGUCGACGAUCGAAAAGGCACCGACGUUCGCACGACAAUCCGGUUCUUUCGAGGUGACGAGCACAUCCUCUACCGUCGACUCAACCUCACAACCCCGUUCUGCACCUCAUUCUCAACCCUCCUCACAAGAACUCGACCAAGUUGACCUGAUUGAAUUGAACUCAACCCACACACUGCUUGCCACGCGCCUGCGGUGCGCCCCUCGAACGUUGUUUCUCUGGAAUGCGCACAGGACAUCGAAUCCAGUUAGCGUCCUGAUUUUUGCGCAUGCUAUCCGCCAGGUUCACUUCCAUCCUUACCUUCCGCAUGUCCUUGUCAUCGUGACAGCCUCCAAACUCCCGAGAUUAUAUGCUUGGUACCACCAUACACUUCCUCCCUCGGCCGGCCUGUUGCCGAUUGACACAAGCAGAGCGACAGACUUUUCGGGGACCUGGUUGCCCGAGUGUAUUGCCCACAAUGGCGGUAAUGACCGGUGUCCUUUUCUCCUGACCUCGAGUACUGCGUUCGAAGCUGGAUAUUUGUCCAGUCACGAAGGAGCAGUAGUUUUCGAAAGCAUUUUGCAUCAACCACCACAAUUCUCCGGGGAUGUGACAUUUGACCUAGAUGGUGACGAGUCGACGACGGGGAUGAUUGAGACGCCUAGUCGCCCGAGCAGGCCGAAGCCCGACGAGGGCGGAAACGGCACCGCGAAGAAAAAGAGGGCCCGGUUUGAUGUGCCGCCAAAUCCAAAGACAGACUGGGCGGAUGAUCCGAUCCAUGCACAGGCUGGGUAUGCGUAUGCUUGGUGAAGCUACGAGACAGCGUUCGACCUCCUUGCCUGCACAGAACAGGGACAUUUACCUUCGCAAUCACAAGCAAACCUCAAAUGCAAAAUGACGACGGCCAUGUGCGAUAAUGACCAAAGUGAGCUGGGACUUUCGUGUUAGGAGCAGGUACACGGGCGCAAUGGCGAAUAGAGAUGGAUUAUGGAACAAAUGUGACUCGAGCAGUCAGCGGAUACGUUGUGUGAAAUGUACGAAGAGAUGGGACGAGGUUCGAGUAUCUCUAUCAUCAUGGCGAAUGAGCGGGCGUUUGACAGCACAGGCACAUGGAGAACAAUAGAUGGUCUUGAAACAGUAAACCAACAUCGAGCUGGCAAGGGAGGAUGCAUGGAUGGAUGGAUGCGAGGUACAGUAGCUUAGCUUAACUUUGUAUUCUCAAUGCAUUUACAUUGUA